Neoarius graeffei (lesser salmon catfish) is the source of this 1726-nucleotide messenger RNA. Its product is annotated as tubulin alpha-1B chain. Gene Ontology annotation, cellular component: microtubule; cytoplasm. The record is from RefSeq and is a predicted model, not a curated record. Gene Ontology annotation, biological process: microtubule cytoskeleton organization; mitotic cell cycle. The transcript is spliced from 4 exons. Gene Ontology annotation, molecular function: GTP binding; structural constituent of cytoskeleton. Bases 146 to 1501 code for a protein of 451 amino acids. Lineage: Eukaryota; Metazoa; Chordata; Actinopteri; Siluriformes; Ariidae.
AGGGCCUGCAGGAGGACGGGACUGUAGUUACUACAUCGACUCUUAACGGUCGUGCAGAGUAACGAACUUCACCGGCGCGUGACCCAACCAACCAAUCAGGCUUUGCUUUCUUUCUUCGAGCUGAUUAUUUUUUUAACGUGCCAAAAUGCGUGAGUGUAUCUCCAUCCACGUUGGUCAGGCUGGUGUUCAGAUUGGAAAUGCUUGCUGGGAGCUGUACUGUCUCGAGCACGGUAUUCAGCCUGAUGGCCAGAUGCCGAGUGACAAGACCAUCGGUGGAGGUGACGAUUCUUUCAACACCUUUUUCAGUGAGACAGGAGCUGGCAAGCAUGUCCCAAGGGCAGUGUUUGUGGAUCUGGAGCCCACUGUGAUCGAUGAGGUUCGCACUGGCACUUACCGCCAGCUCUUCCAUCCUGAGCAGCUGAUCACUGGAAAAGAGGAUGCAGCCAACAACUAUGCUCGUGGGCAUUACACCAUCGGCAAGGAGAUCAUCGACCUGGUGCUUGACAGAAUCCGUAAACUGGCUGACCAGUGCACUGGUCUCCAGGGCUUCCUGGUCUUCCACAGCUUUGGAGGUGGAACUGGAUCUGGUUUCACCUCCUUGCUGAUGGAGCGUCUCUCCGUUGACUAUGGCAAGAAGUCUAAGCUGGAGUUCUCCAUCUACCCAGCUCCACAGGUGUCCACCGCAGUGGUGGAACCCUAUAACUCGAUCCUUACCACUCACACCACUCUUGAGCACUCUGACUGUGCUUUCAUGGUCGAUAACGAGGCCAUCUAUGACAUCUGCCGUAGAAACCUUGAUAUUGAACGUCCUACCUACACCAACCUUAACAGGUUAAUCAGCCAGAUCGUUUCCUCCAUCACCGCCUCCCUCCGAUUUGAUGGCGCCCUGAAUGUUGAUCUGACUGAGUUCCAGACCAACUUGGUGCCCUACCCUCGCAUCCACUUCCCUCUGGCCACCUAUGCCCCAGUGAUCUCGGCUGAGAAAGCUUACCACGAGCAGCUUUCAGUGGCUGAGAUCACUAAUGCUUGCUUUGAGCCAGCCAAUCAGAUGGUUAAAUGUGACCCACGUCAUGGCAAGUACAUGGCCUGCUGCUUGCUGUACCGUGGUGACGUUGUACCUAAAGAUGUCAAUGCUGCCAUUGCCACCAUUAAAACAAAGCGUACCAUCCAGUUUGUGGACUGGUGCCCAACUGGUUUUAAAGUUGGUAUUAACUACCAGCCACCCACUGUGGUGCCCGGUGGAGACCUUGCCAAGGUCCAGAGAGCUGUGUGCAUGCUGAGCAACACCACAGCUAUUGCAGAGGCUUGGGCCAGGCUCGACCACAAGUUCGACCUGAUGUAUGCCAAGCGUGCCUUUGUGCACUGGUAUGUAGGAGAGGGUAUGGAGGAGGGAGAGUUCUCUGAGGCCCGAGAGGACAUGGCUGCCCUGGAGAAGGAUUAUGAGGAAGUUGGUGUCGACUCCAUUGAGGGAGAAGGAGAGGAGGAAGGAGAGGAGUAUUGAGCUUCCUUCUAUUAAGUAUCAAGUUGCAUAAAGAAAAAAUGGCUCUCUCACAAGCAUAGAAUUCAAAGUUGAAGUUUGUUAGAUUGUUCGUGUAGGUUUAGUUUCCUUGUUGAAGUCUGGCAAUGUCUUGAAUAAACAUGGCGCCAUACUUAAUGGUACGUUCCUGCACUCUUAAGAACCACAUUCCAUUUUCUGUCUGUGAUGCGCAAUAAAUUAUUGAAUCAG